This is a messenger RNA of Pelobates cultripes (western spadefoot toad), 11344 nucleotides long. NCBI's taxonomy places the organism in Eukaryota, Metazoa, Chordata, Amphibia, Anura, Pelobatidae. The record is from the annotation of a GenBank genome assembly.
CCUGGUCACGUGCACGGUGGGCGGUCCCGGAAGCGGCCCGCGGCCCAGUCAGAAUGCACCACGAGCCGUUGCCUCGGUGAUAUAAAGCGCAUGCGCGCAGCGCGGGCUCACAGCGCCACGUCCCGUACACCGGAUCCGUCACGAUGCGCCCCGUACUCGCCCUGUGCCUGCUCGCCCUGCUCGGAGCCCGCGCCGACAUCGCGGAGGAGAACGACGUGCUGGUGCUGAGGAAGGACACGUUCGACCAGGCCCUGCAGGCGCACAAAUACCUUCUGGUGGAAUUCUGUGAGUGUUCCAGGGCAGUGAGAGCCAGGCCUCGGAGGGUCCCCGGGCUGGCCUGCUCCCCCACACCGCUCUCCGGGGCCCCUCGGGCGGACACUGAGUCCCUCCCUCCCCCGGUCUGAGCCAAAGCGCUCUCAGCCAAUGGGCGCGCGAGUUGGUGGCAGGCAGCCAAUCAGCGCCAGGGGGCGUGGCCGGCGGCUUGGGCUGGGUUUUAUAAGUUUGGUUGACGUGUACUUGGCGGCGUAGGCAUGUCCCCCCUCCCCCUUAUACCACAACUACUGCAGGUCCCUCCCCCCCUUAUACCACAACUACUGCAGGUCCCCCCCUUAUACCAUAACUACUGCAGGUCCACCCUUAUACCAUAACUACUACCCCUCCCCCACUGUGUACUAUAACUACUACCCCCCUACUGCAGGCCCCCUUAUACCAUAACUACUGCAGGCCCCUUUUAUACCAUACCACUGCAGGCCCCCUUAUACCCUAUGCCUAUACCAUAACUACUGCAGGUCCCUCCCUUAUACCAUAACUACUGCAGGUCUCCUUAUACCAUAACUACCUGCCAACCACUGCAGGCCCCCUAUAUACCAUAACCACUGCAGGUCCCCUCCUAUACCAUAACUACUACCCCUCCCCCACUGUGUACUAUAACUACUGCAGGUCCCCACUUAUACUAUAACUUCUACCCCUCCCUCAGCCUGUCCCCUAUACUAUAAGUACAUGUCCCCCUUUUACUAUAACUACUCCUCCUCCCCAGCUUGCCUUAUACUAUAACUACCACCCUUCCAACUACAGGGCCCCUUAAACUGUACCUCUUAUACUAAAACUACAAUACCUCCUCCAGCUACAGGGCCCCUGUAACUACCACCCCUUCCCUCAAUUACAGGACCAUGUCCUCCCUGAAUCUGCUACUUAUACUAUAAAUUACUUCUCCUUCAACUACAGGGCUAUGCUCCCUUGUAUUAUAGCUACCACCCCUCUCUGAACUACUAGUCUGUCCAAUAUGAAACUGCUCCCCUUAUAUUAUACCUUCCUACCCCUCCAACAGAAACUCCCUCCUGAAAAACUGCCACCUUUUGUAGUGUACCUUCCAACCCUAACUAAUUCCCCUAUGUAGUAUAACUCCCAUUUUCCCCAGGUCCCCUUUGAAACUGCACCCCUUCCAUGUCCCCCUAAAACUGCCCUUUCUGCCAUACCCGUGUGCAGUGUUUGGGUCAUUUCCCCCCAUGAUACUGGCCCCCUUGUAGUAUACUUCCACACUGUCACCCUUAAAACAGCCCGUCUUGAAAUAUACCUUACCAUCCCUUCCCUAAGUGCCUAAAACUGCCACCCUUCUACUAUAACUCCCGACACUGACACCUUGUACUAUACAUCCCCACUGAUGCUGAAUGUGUUGAGUUAGACAUGUGGCCUAUGAAACUGCUCCCCUUAUGGAAUACUCCGUCAGGUGCCCCCUUGUAGUAUACCUACUAACCCUUCCCCAAGUGCCAUGUCCUCCUUGAAACUGCUAUUCUUCUACUAUAUUGACCCAAACUGCCCCCUUGUACUAUAACUCUCAAAAGUGCACGACACUGUCCCCUAAAUCUGUCAUCAAUCAUGCCUGCUGUCAUAGCCUUACAAUUUAAUGUUUGAUAUUGUUAAAGUAAUGCUGUCUUCACCCAUUUUUAGAUCCAGCAGUUACCCCAGCUGUUCCAGACCUCCAACUAGUAUUAGUUUUGUCAAAUCAGCAUUGGAGCUGGAACAGUCUUGUCCACCCCUAGAGUAAGGGGUUGUGUAGGGUAUGUUAGAAUUUGCGGUAUGUAUUAUUAAACCCAGUACUUUUAUUUAUUUAUUGGACCUAUUUCAGGUAGCACUAACUUCCCAUUUAAUGCUAAUUGUGAUGGUGAAAUUAAUAGAUGGCUAAUCUGGCACUCUUGUCAACUAGCUGAACAGCUUACAUGCCAAAAGUAUCAGCUAUAGUAGUUGGUCAUAAACUGCUGCUUUGCUUGAUCAAUUGUGGAAACUCGUGUGUUCUUGUUUCUUGAAAUACAAAAUUACUGGAGUUCAAAGUAACAGAUUGUAUUUCUGGUGUAUGCCAUGUAGCUUGUAUGAGCAUUUGAACCUGUGUCUACAUGUUGCACGGAUCCUUGUCCAUGGAUGCUCACAACGUUGUUACUCUAUAUUGGCACCAGUGGGAGGUCGUGGUCUACUUUUGGUCCUAGCGUUCUAUGCAUUAAUAGGAGAGGGCUAUUGUACCUAUUAGAACAUGCUCCAGAUAUGCUUUCAGUAGAUUUCUAAGGGAGUCAUUAGGACUGGGGUUGUGUGCAUCAGUCUUUCUAUAGCUUGAUGGAAUGUCUGGCAUGUGGUACAGUGUUGGCAGCCUGGAAAUAUAGGUCCUUUAAUAGAGCACCUCAUUGGUAAAGGAAAGCACAGCAGGGAGUGAAAAAUGCAAACUUGUUCGUAACAUGCACAUCUGUUUUGGGUAACUUUGUAAUGAACAUGCAAGUAUUGAUUGUGAACCUAGAUCAGAUGCUUGUUGGUUUUCCAGUUCUCAGUGAAACCUUUAGUGGCAGUUGAACUUUGCUUCCUGCAGGAAUGCCCAACAUGUUCUAUGGCUGUACAAAGAAUAUUGUGUAAUCAGGUCUGAGAUAAAAUGCUUAGUCCCCACCCCAUAUUAAUCAUAAUCCUGUAACUUGCAACAUGACAGCUGAUAUGAAAUGAGUGACUUACUAUGCUUGGUAAAGGGCAUUUUUAAAAUGUCUGUGUGCAAUUUGCAGAUGCCCCUUGGUGCGGUCACUGCAAGGCAUUGGCACCAGAGUACGAGAAGGCAGCUGGAAUUCUAAAAGGAGAUGGAUCAGAGAUACGAUUGGGCAAGGUGGAUGCCACAGAAGAGGCAGACUUGGCACAGGAGUUUGGUGUUAGAGGCUAUCCAACAAUCAAAUUCUUCAAAAAUGGAGACAAGAAGUCACCCAAAGAAUAUUCAGGUAAUUAUGUUUCUUUUAAUUUAUUUUGAGUUAAUUUUAGACAUCUUUAUAUGCAUCAGUGUAAAUGGCUUGUGAAUGCUCUUUAAAGGGUCCUGUUAAAGCUUCUGAUUUAAGACCAAGCCUGGGUAGAGUCUUUGUAAGUAAAUUCUGAUUUAUGUGGAUUUGUAAUGCCCAUCUGGUUCUGAUGCAGCUGGCAGGGAGGCGCCGGACAUUGUCAACUGGCUGAAGAAGCGUACGGGUCCAGCUGCCACAACAUUGAGUGAUGAAGCAGCUGUGACUGCUCUUGUGGAUGCCAACGAAGUUGCGGUUAUUGGUUUCUUUAAGGUAUGGAAUUAAACACAAUUUCGAUGGGGGGGGGGGGUCUUAAAUAAAUGGGGUUUGUAGUUCUAAGACAGCGGGGAUUCUGCUUUUGGGUUCACCUGUUCUAUAUGAGUCUUUAGGAGUUUAGCUUGCUAAAUGGUUCCAGAAUAGAUCAAAUCCACAAAUAUACUGUAAAACCUUCCAAGACCAUAACCACUAAAGCUUGUUAUUAAACCUGGAAGGAAGUUACAAGUGCUGCAUGAUUUGACCUUCACGUUGGUUAGCUAUUUUAGCUGUCUUAAUAGACUUAAUCGUAGGGAAAGCUUUAACCUACAUGCAUUCCUGACCCUAUAGUGUUAAACACAAUCUAGCCCCCAUUGCCCCUCCUAAUAUAGUAAAAUCUUUCCUAUAGUCCAGUUUGCUGGUGCUGGCUCUACCCCUGAUCUGCUUCCUUGGCAGACUUCAGAAGUGACUCAGCCAAUCACAAUGAUUUGACAUAGGAAGAUUGUCAAUUCUGAUUAUCUCAGCCAAGGAGGCGGAGCCAAACACCACCCUGGCCAGUCAGCAUCUCAGAUGCACUGAAUCACUGCCUCUCUGAGGAAAACUGUGUCUCCAUGCAGAGGGUGGAAACACUGAAUGCCAGUGCUGCAGUGUGUAGAACUACUCCAGGAUGCAUCUCUAGCAGCAAUCUGAACAGACCUUUUCCUACAAAAAGCAUGCAGGGGCAGGCUAUGCUUGCCAGGACAACAUUAAGCUGUAGUUGUUUUGGGGACUAUGGUGUCCCUUCUCAGAAUGGAAUGAUAAUGGUCUGAUAGGAAUGGUCUUACAUGAUUCAGAUCUCCAGAUGUAGCAAUAACAAAUUGCUUUAAACAAAGGAGUAAUUAUGCAAAUACUGAUUGCUGACUAAGAUGGCUCCUCCCAGGAGUGGCUUUAAAAUAAUUUGAGUGAAUUAAUUAGAUGGUGGUUGCUUUUUUUCCUUUAGUGACUCACUAUACAGAACUUUAACACUGUAACUUCUUAACAUCCUGUCAUGUAGCCCAAUAUCAUGCCUGUGGAGGGUUAACUAUAUUAGACUUGUCUGAUAUUGAACCUGCAUAGAAAACUGAAGAGAGCAUUCUUGUUUCUUUCACACAGAAGAUCUGCAUGUUUAUAUUACUCAAACCAGAAGGUUUCUCCUGUGAUCCCAUGCCGAGGCAAUGUUCUCCCUAAAGCCUGAUCUUAUAUCAAAGCACAUCCACCAUUUCUGUAUGAAGUAAUGUACAUAGACUCCAAGCACCAUGACCACUUCAAAUAACUAUAGUCAUGGUGUUUGGAGUAACCCUUUAUAGGUCCAGUAAAGUAAUCCAGACCACUUCUGCCCAAUGAAGUGGUCUCGUCUCAUGAACCCUACAAUGUAAUAAAUGACCGCUUUGUAGAAAUGGUAGUGUUUACAUUGCUGUGCUCCUGAGCUAGGACUGUUCUACAGAGCAUAUCAUCCCUUCUAAUGACAUGAAGUUUUCAGCAGUAAUUGCUCUAUGGGGACAGGAACAGAUAUUUGUAUGUGUACAUGCUUCCAAAAUUGCAUACAAUGUAUAAGAUCCAGUGAUAUUUCUCAUGCAGGAUACCGAAUCUGACCUGGCAAAGGUCUUUGUGCAAGCUGCAGAAUCUGUAGACGACAUUCCAUUUGGAAUCAGUUCCAGUGAUGAUGCUUUCUCUAAAUAUGAGAUUACAAAAGAUACAAUUGUCCUCUUCAAGAAGGUGAGGUGUGAUGACAUAAGCUAGUCUGAGCAAAUUGUCUGGUUUAAUAGUUUAAGGGAAAGAAUCAAUCUUGACAAACUAGUUCUUUAUCCAGCAACUGACUCUUAAAUUUCUGUAAAAUGCCUGUCCUGCAGAUCUUAUAUGAAGCAGAACAGGGGUUGACAUUUUUGCUUUAUUGAGGACUUAAGAAAAAAGCAGAAAUAGCCCUGAAACAGGGACUAUAAAGUGUGCCCUGAAAAUAUCCAAAAAAGGGGGUAAUCCUAAAUAUACACUGGCAAAGAAAGAGAGAUCCUUGGACAAAAUGUCCAGGAUACACAGGUUGGAUAUAUCAGAGAGGACUGUUACUAAUAAAAACCAUAAAUUUUAAAAAUCAUAAACAAAAAAUAAAUAAAACAAACAUAACCCCAUAAAGAUGAAAAAAUAAAUAAAGCUCAAAGGGCUAGAAAGGGAAAACCAAAUAGAAGGGCAAUAUCAGAGGUAAUUGCUCCUAUGUGGCAUCUAUACCAUAUAAGAAUGAUCUAUAAUGUCUACUAAAUAGAACUCCCUAAUGCACAAUCUCUCAAUAAUAGUCCUAAAAGGAGUAAUAUCUGCACUAUAAAGACAUAGGCUAGAUCUGUAAAUACUCUGGUCCCAAAUGUAACAAAACUCAAGGAUUAGUAACACUAUAGGUAAAUAGUGAUCGGCACAGAUUAACAGCUAUUGGGAAAGAGUUCCCCCUACACUGUUACACAUAUUAGCCAAAGCCUUUCCACUGCUAAUCCUAUAUGUAAAGUUAUGAAAUCAUAGAGGAGGUUAAGUCCCUUACAGAGCUAUGUUUAAUAACUGCUUAAAGGACCACUCUAGGCACCCAGACCACUUCAGCUUAAUGAAGUGGUCUGGGUGCCAGGUCCUUCUAGGGUUAACCCAUUUUUUCAUAAACAUAGCAGUUUCAGAGAACGACGGGGCGGAUCGGAGGAGGCAGAGAGCUCUCCGCCCAGCGCUGGGAAAAAGGUAAGUUUAACCCCUUUCCAGAGCCGGGCGGGUGGGGGCACCCUCAGGGCACUAUAGUGCCAGGAAAACGAGUAUGUUUUCCUGGCACUAUAGUGGUCCUUUAAAUUCCCCAUAAAAUAAACCACUAAAUAAACACCCAAAAAAGAGUGCUGAAAAUAAAGGUGAUGUGGAUUUAAAAAAUCAUCCUAACGUGUUUUGGCGCUUAAACCUUUUUUUUUUUGUCUGUGCACAAGAUGACACCAGAGGUUGUCGCCACGACAACAUUUGUGUAUAGUAGGAACAGCAUAAUAAACAAUAUAUACAUAGCGUGGAACAGAGGCACAGUUUUGAUAUUACAUUAACUUGUAUAAAAUGAUGGUGCGUAGUAGGGGUCUGCAGUAAUCGUGUGGUCAGGCCAAGGUUGUUUGAGACAGUCCACAAGAGCUGUUAUAGAGCUAGUGUCCGUGUGGGUCAUGUCUAUCUAGUAGCCUGUCCUGAUCAUCCCUUCAGGCGGGGUAUGGGUAUAGGGCCGUUGCAGUUAUGUGCUACUGAUUUUGAAAGGUAAUUAUGAUGAUCACAAUCGCAUGUGGUGGGGCCAAUCAUUGGCUCCCUCUCUCUAUUGAGGGUCAUGCUGUAAGCCUCCAAUGGCGCUAGUAUGAGUCCCCCUUAUUGGGUUCUGGUGCUAUUCUCAGUGUCCUGCCAGUUUCCGCCUUUUUUUGGGUGUUUAGUGGUUUAUUUUAUGGGGAGUUUAAGCCGUUAUUAAACAUAGCUCUGUAAGGGACUUAACCUCCUCUAUGAUUUUAUAACUUUACAUAUAGGAUUAGCAGUGGAUAGGCUUUGGCUAAUGUGUAACAGUGUAGGGGGAACUCUUUCCCAAUAGCUGUUAAUCUGUGCCAAUCACCAUUUACCUAUAGUGUUACUAAUCCUUGAGUUUUGUUACAUUUGGGACCAGAGUAUUUACAGAUCUAGCCUAUGUCUUUAUAGUGCAGAUAUUACUCCUUUUAGGACUCUGUUAUUGAGAGAUUGUGUAUUAGGGAGUUCUAUUUAGUAGACAUUAUAGGCUUUAUAGAUCAUUCUUAUAUGGUAUAGACAUAGGAGCAAUUACCUCUGAUAUUGCCCUUCUAUUUGGUUUUCCCUUUCUAGCCCUUUGAGCUUUUUUUCCCUCUUUAUGGGGUUGUCUUUUAUUUUUUGUUUAUGAUUAAAAUGUAUGGUUUUUAUUAACAGUCCUCUCUGAUAUAUCCAACCUGUGUAUCCUGGACAUUUUGUCCUAGGAUCUUUCUUUUUUUUUUUUUUUAUUGAUGACUUCACUUGAACAGACUGCUGUUAAUAACAUUUUGAUCUCUCAGCUGCUCUAGCUGGAUAUAUAAACGGGAGUUGAAUUCUGGAGUUUAGUCGCUCUGUUCUCCCAUCAUGCUGCGUUUAUACUAUACACUGCUGUGGUCAUUCUCCAUUCCCAGUAAGGAGAGGGAGGUUCUGAGAAUUGAUGGGUGGAAAGUUUCACUGAUGUAACUUAGUUUGGCACAAGCCAUGGACUCUUGUACAUCUGCCCCAUUUGUCAGCCUAUCGACUGUUGGCAUGCAGCUGCCUUUGUAACGCCUCUUGGUUCAACAUGUCUCUACAUUACUAAAUAACUACGUGGGGCUUUGCUAAUUGUUCUGAAUAUACAAGUUAAAUGAUCGCAAAAUGACUUCAGGGGCAGAUAGGGCACAUGAUUGCUCUAUUGCGCUACACAAGUCAUUGCUGUGUAAACAAGGCAUUCCUUGGAUCAUUACGGUACAGGCUUAAAUGUUUGCUUAUCAUAAUUGUCUUAAUCAUCUGCUUGUCUUUGAUCUUGCAGUUCGAUGAAGGUCGGAAUAACUUUGAAGGAGAAGUAAAGAAAGAGGAAGUCUUGAGCUUCAUAAAGUCUAACCAGCUGCCUCUGGUUAUUGAAUUUACCGAGCAGGUGUGUUUUGUCGCAAAACUAUGUCUUCACGUGUUUUUUGCCUAUAUUGGAGACUCUUAUAUGAACAGCAUGUCCUUCUUUUUAGACUGCACCAAAGAUCUUCGGUGGAGAGAUAAAGACACACAAUUUGUUCUUCCUGCCAAAAAGUUCCCCUGACUAUCAAGAAAAACUUGACAAUUUCAAGAAAGCUGCAUCAAACUUCAAGGGAAAGGUGAGCCACGAGUUGACUUCUCUUUAAUCAAGAUAGUUACCAUAUUGUGAAACAUGAAUGCUCUAUCACUAUUCAAACCUAUACAGAUAAUUAAAAGCUUUAACUUUCUUUGCAGAUUCUCUUCAUCUUCAUUGAUAGUGAUCACACAGAUAACCAGCGUAUUCUGGAGUUCUUUGGUCUUAAGAAAGAAGAGUGUCCUGCUGUUAGGCUAAUUACACUGGAGGAAGAGAUGACCAAAUACAAGCCUGAGUCAGAUGACUUGUCUGCUGAUAAAAUCAAGGAAUUCUGUGACCUGUUCCUGCAGGGCAAGAUUAAGGUGAGUUUGGCUAUUGGUGUCCUAGGCAUGACAUCCAUAGGUGGUGGAAGCUGCCAGUGAGAUUCCUUGUGGACAGUUCUUCUAGGGAACUUUUUUAAUUGCAUGGCCGCUGUCACCUUCAGACAAAUUAGAUUGGGUGCUGUAUGUCGGUGCUCAGUAAUUCCAGGCAUAACAAAACAUUGACCAAUGUGAUUCUGGUGUUAAUGCCUCUUAUGUCUCUCUAACUUAGCCCCAUCUAAUGAGUCAAGAUAUACCCGAAGAUUGGGACAAGAGCCCAGUGAAAGUCCUGGUGGGCAAGAACUUUGAAGAAGUUGCCUUUGAUGAGAACAAGAAUGUGUUUGUUGAAUUCUGUGAGUUCUAGAUUUCUUUAGAAUUAGAGGAUUAGCCCCAUUCUGCUUGGUUCUGUGCUUUACAUUGUGUUGCUCAUAUUCCAGAUGCCCCUUGGUGUGGUCACUGCAAACAACUGGCUCCAAUCUGGGAUCAACUAGGAGAGAAGUACAAGGACACAGAUAAUAUUGUCAUAGCAAAGAUGGAUUCCACAGCUAAUGAGAUUGAAGCUGUUAAAAUUCACAGCUUCCCCACCUUGAAGUUCUUCCCAGCUGGGGCAGAGAAGAAGGUAUGUAAAGACACUUUCCAAAACUCUAAAUUCCUGUCAUUAAACUCGUCUGUUUCACUGACCAGCUCUGCACUUUUAAAAUCUAAUUUAGGUGGUUGACUAUAAUGGAGAGAGGACACUAGAAGGAUUCUCGAAGUUCUUGGAAAGCGGUGGGCAGGAUGGUCAGGCAGAUGAGGUAGGGGUUGUUUCAAACAAAUUGUGAUUACUGUUACUCUUUGGAUCUGUCCCCAAAGUGCCUUAGGGAAGAACAAUUUAACAUUAAUGAAUGUUUGUUUAUGGUGGAGUUCAAGAACUUGCAAGAUUAAGCAUUACACUAAUCAAAAAAUUGCAAAUUUGUUUAAUCAUUCAAUGUAAGGAAGCUGCAGAUCUGAAACUUAGCUAAAGCUAAUUUCAAGCUUGGCCAUUUUGGCACAAUGUGGCAUUCAACACUUCACAAGCUAGUUGGUUUUUUUUUUUGGUUUUUUUACUUUUCUACUGCAUAUGAUAUGUUAUGUCGAUCAGCAUAUUUACCAUUGCUGCCUAGGCUGUAAACGGAAAUCUUAAUCCUUGGAUUUCAUUUUUCCAUCCAAUGUUACUGACUAGUCUUUGACAAAACUAAAGUUUCUUCUGAGUGACCGCUAAUGGUUAUGCUAUGACCUGCAGAACCUGUCUUAACAAGUGCAUGGAGUGGGCUACAAAGAUCUUGCCAUUUUUAGAAUAGAAAAGCAUAAUGGGAGUUAAAGAAUCUGAGGGUCUAACCCCCGUGAAUUACAGUAAACUAGGUUUAUUGCCCAGUUAAUUCACUAAAGCAUUGGGUGAACAUUGUCGAAUGCCAUGUGCUCUUAACAGUCAGGAAUGAGAAAUGUAAAAUGGACACACUGGGGAAACUUUGUGGUAUGCUACCAGGUGGCUUAUGUAAACUGCAUGUGACCCUUGGCACCGCACUGUAAACACUGGUAAAGCAUUGCAUGCUACCAGGGCAUUCUUUUUAUACAUGGUGGUUAAACCCUGCCUAGGUUUACUUCAGAAACUAUACCUUGAAUGUGGUAGAGAAUGUAAGUGCUGUUUCUAACUACUGCUCCUGUUGCAGGACCUGGAGGACUUGGAAGAUGCAGAGGAGCCAGACUUGGAAGAGGAAGAUGAUCAGAUAAAGAGAGAUGAAUUAUAGGAAUAUGCAGUAAUAUUUCAGCAGCCAGAGGACACUAAGAGGGGCGGAGACAACACUCUACACUGUCGGAGCUCUGAAUGCAGGGAAACUUUAUUUUCAUCAAUCUGUAUGUUAGGGUUUUUGGUUUGGGGGGAUAAAGGGGCCUUGGUGUUAACGGUCAGCAGAGUUUAUUUUUCACUGUGAGGUUUUUUUAACACUUGACUUUUUAUUUUAUUUUUUGAUGUAAAGUUUGGCACUUGUUGUGGCUUCCUGUAUUGUCCUAUCUGUAACUUUAUUGUGAGCUUUUUUUUUCCUGUAGCUGGAUGAGACUUCCACGCAUGGCUCGUUCCCCUUAAAGGACCUUGUUCCUUUUGGGCUCUUUUUCAAUGUUUCUCCUGUAGCGGAAGCUGCUGGUAUUCCCCCCUGCCUCCCCAUUGCCCCAGUCCUUUUGGGUCUAUACCCUAUGGCCGUUAUUUCAGUAUUUGAUGCAGUCAGGAGGAGCGGGAGAGCCUCCCAAUCUUAACACUACUCAACUCCUCUGCAGUGUUCAGCCCUCACUAAAUUUUCUGCGGUACAGCUUUGUAUAAACGCAGCUGUUUUCUUGUCCUGUCCGCCGAGAACCAUUUUCCGAGAGCAACUUUAUGACACAUUUGUCUAUGGACACACAGUAUGAGAAUCCGUCUGAAUGAAGAAACAUUCCAUCAUUAAAGUUGGAACACAAAGUCUUGGCCAAAUAAAAACAAUUUUAAUAAAAUGAUUGUCCCUUGUUUUGAAGUCUCUCUGCACAAAAGAAAACAGCCAGGAAGGGAAAUCCUUCUGUAAUGUUCAACUUCAUGUACUUCUUAUUCACCAAACAACUUAUGCUCAUUAGUUUGGGCAUAAACU